GGACUCAAGUCUUCGCUCUUGCAAUGAAGGGCCUUACACUUGCCGGCCAGCGGGCACCAAAGCCUGAUGCACUUAUCUGCCAAUUGUGUCAGAUUUCCGUGUUACCGGCCGCCCGAUAUCGUUCACAAACCCGAUCGUAUGCGUCCGCAACCAAGGCCAGCCGCAGGCCUCAAAUUGGACAAUGUCUGUCGAAGAAAACCCUGAGGACUCCUUUAACAACACUCCUGCCUCUGCAGAGGUACAAGUCAACAGAGUCGAAUCCAGCAGCUUCAUGUGACUUCAAAACGUCACUGCGUGAGAUCGAGCACGGCUCUGCAGAGCUUCGAAAUGCGCAAACAGUGCCUGCUAACGACGCAGUUGUCCAACUACUUCAGAAAUGCCUCGUCCUCGCGGAAGCCAUUGUAAAGCCCGAUCGAUCAGCUGCCGAAAAGGACAGUGAAAUUUCAUCACUGCUCAACCUCGAAGAACGGAACAUGAAAAAGACAUCUAAAGCAACAAAAGAUGCUCAAAUAAACCAACCUUCAGCGGAUGCCCUCUGCCGCAUUGUCCACACGCUAUUAACAGACGAGAAAAUAUUCAUCUCACCAGAAGCCCUUUCCUUCUAUGUGAAAAUUCACACCUUACUCAAGCGCCCCGAGCACUUCCCCCUGAUCUUCCAGCUCUACGCCAACAAGCCCAUACCUGAAGAGGGGAGCUCGCCGAUUAAAUACCUCCGUCCCAACCCAAAAAGCAUCAACAGUGCCAUUCCGGUCGACCUGGCCAACAUGGCUCUGGACGUCGCAAUUGAACAGCGGAACCUGGCUCUCGUCCUCGCAAUAAUUGAUAACACCUUUUGUACAUCCGCGUUCCAGCGAGCUAAAUUCUUCAAGAAGGCUGCAGCACCGCUUGGUGCUCUUGCAAUGACGCCACUUGGUUGCUACGUCGCUGCGUCUUGGGCUGCCAGUUUCCAAAAUACAAUGGAGCCGAGCACGGCCACCGCAAUCGCUUUCGCCGCUACCCUUGCCUACGUUGGCGGCACGUCCUCCGUUGGACUAAUGGCUAUUUUGACCGCGAAUGACCAUAUGGAACGAGUCGUGUGGAUUCCGGGAGUUCCGUUACGGGAACGUUGGUUGCGGGAAGAAGAACGGGCGGCUCUGGAUAGGGUUGCGCUUGCUUGGGGUUUCAAGGACAUCUACAUGCGAGGGGAAGAAGAAGGAGAGGAGUGGGAGAGUCUACGGGAGUUCAUUGGGAUGAGGGGGAUGAUUUUGGAUAAGACGGAUCUGAUGCAGGGUAUGCAAUAAAGUGCGCCCCUAUGUAACAAAAUCUACCUUUCCUUCUAGUUUAGCAAAUCACUGUA
Molecule: messenger RNA, 1336 nt
Organism: Aspergillus nidulans FGSC A4
Lineage: Eukaryota; Fungi; Ascomycota; Eurotiomycetes; Eurotiales; Aspergillaceae
Exons: 1
Coding region: 24-1280 (418 amino acids)
Source: RefSeq, a predicted model, not a curated record